AUGGUUUCAACAGAACAAACAAUGCAGAAAGAAAUAGACCGUAGGGUUGCAAACACGUGGAAAAGAUUUUGGUCUCUCAGUGAGGUGAUGAAAAACAAAGAUAUGCCCAUGUCUGAAAAAAGGAAAAUAUUUAACAUGUGCAUACUACCCUGCCUGACGUACGGUUGUCAGACAUGGGCAUUAACAGAACAACAACAUAAAAAGCUGGAAGUGUGCCAAAAUGGUAUAGAAAGGAGUGUUGCAGAAGUACGGAGAAGAGAUAGAAUAAGACAAGUGGAUAUAAAACAACGAACUAAGUUCAAGAACGCAACUUCUACGUACAGAAGACUAAAAUCGAGAUGGACGGGACAUAUGAUAAGAGAGAAGAACGAGAAAUGGACCAAAUUAAUUACAGAAUGGUACCCGAGAGAUGGUCACAGAAGCAGAGGUAGACAAUUUAAGCGUUGGGAGGAUGAUUUUAAAAAGUUAGCGGGACCGUGCUGGAUCCGAGUCGCAAAAGACAGAAAAGAGUGGAAAUACUUCGAGGAGGCCUUAGUCGAAAGACAAGCUUCGUCUCGUGUGAGCAACGCGAGCGGUGACGCGUGCGAGCGCCGUGACCCCUGCCAGCAUGGCGGCGUGUGCAUCAGCACUGAUAACGGUCCCAUCUGUGAGUGCAGGGACGAGGAUUAUGAGGGCGCCUUCUGUGAGAGAGAUAAGGCGCCGUCGGAGGCGACGUUCCGCGGUGCCGAGUUCCUCUCGUACGACCUGACGCAGACCGGUGGCGAGCCUAUCGUUAGCGCGCAGGACGCCAUCUCUCUGUACUUCAAGACGCGACAGCCCAAUGGACUGCUCUUCUAUACAGGCCAUGAAGCAGAUUAUCUGAACUUGGCCGUACGUGACGGAGGUCUCUCACUAACAAUGGGCCUUGGCAACGGCAAGCAGGAGAUGCAUAUCAAACCGGCGAAGACGAGAUUCGACGACCAUCAGUGGCACAAGCUUACUGUGAGAAGACGGAUACAAGAGAUUACGCCGUUUACAAGCUUUUGUCGGGUGUCGGCUGUAGUGGAUGACGUGUACUCGGAACAUUCCCACGUGGCCGGCUCCUUCACAAUGCUGGCCAGCUCCAGGGCUCAUGUUGGAGGAUCGCUAAAUGCUAGAGCACUUCCCGGCGCUAGAGUUCAUACAAACUUCAUCGGCUGUUUGAAGAAAGUGGAGUUCUCAGCAGACACUUUGAGACUGAAUCUAAUAGACUUAGCACGCACUGGCAGCAAGCUGAUUGCAGUUACUGGCCGGCUGGAGUACGCUUGCACCGCCACAGACUCCGCAGACCCGGUUACAUUCAGCACUAGGGAUGCACAUUUGAUUUUACCAAAAUGGGAGGCGGUGAAGACAGGAACUAUAUCAUUCAAGUUCAGAACGAAUGAACCGAACGGUUUGAUACUGUUCAACAUGGGCGCGAAGCCACCAAGGGUAGGUUGCACGGCGGAUCUCUUCGCUGUGGAAAUGUUGAAUGGUUACAUCUACGUGCACGUGGACCUGGGGUCCGGCGGCGUACGUGUCCGCGCCUCGCGUCGUCGCGUCGACGACUCACACUGGCACGAGUUUCUGCUUCGAAGGACCGGGAGAGACGGGAGAGUAACUGUUGAUGGAGCUAAUGCUGAGUUUAAAACGCCUGGUGAAUCAAACCAGCUGGAACUAGACGGGCCGUUGUUUGUCGGUGGCUUGGGAUCUGAGUAUUCCGCGUCCAGGACCCCACCAGCGUUGUGGACGGCGGCGCUGCGUCAAGGAUUCGUUGGCUGCAUCCGAGAUUUGGUGCUGAACGGAAAGCCUCAGGAUCUGACGGCUUACGCCAGACAACAGGAUUCAGCGUCGGUGCGUCCAGCGUGUCACGUGCUGAUGAAGCAAUGUGUGAGCUCGCCCUGUCAGCACGGCGGCGUCUGCUCUGAGGGCUGGAACCGGCCGCUGUGCGACUGCUCCGCUACCAACUACGCCGGACCUACGUGUGGAAGAGAGUCAGCAACGAUGUACCUGAAUGGCAGCCAGCACCUGACGGCGGCGCUGGGGCCGGAACACGUGACGCAGACGGAGGAGCUGAUGUUGAGGUUCCGCACGAGCAAGGCCGGGCUGUUGCUGCGCACCGCUGCCGACCACUCCGCGGACAGGAUCGAGCUGGCCGUUGCCGCGGGCAGAGUGCGCGCCAGCGUCCGGCUCGGGGAUAGGGAAAAGAAUCUGCUGGCGGGUUCUAACGUGGCGGAUGACACUUGGCACACGGUUCGCUUCUCUCGGCGCGCGUCCAACCUGAAGCUGCAGGUGGACGCGGGCCCCGCCGUGCGCGGUACGUUAUGUACGUAUGCACGGGACCGCACCCCUGAAACGAUUUUAGGUAAAGCAUCCACUUUAGAAAUCUCAACUCUUCAUUUGGGUGGACUAUUUCAUCCCGAAGAAGAAAUACAAAUGACGUCGACUUUGCCCAAUUUUGUUGGGUAUUUACAAAAAUUUGUUUUCAAUGGAAUUAAAUAUAUAGACAUGGCUAAAGCCCUCGGAAUUGGAAGUUCUGAUGAAAACAAUAAUGUAUAUGAUACGUCCAAUAUAAUAUUUAAUGGAAAAUUUGUGAAGCCGGACUCUCUAAAUGUUUAUAAGUCUGUGACAUUUAAAUCUAAACACACUUACGUGGGUUUGCCGUUGCUAAAGGCAUAUGGGAAUACGUAUUUGGACUUUUACUUUCGGACGACUGAGAUGGAUGGUCUAUUAUUUUAUAACGGAGGAAAGAAACAGGACUUUAUAGCUGUGGAACUAGUCAAUGGCCACAUACACUGUGUAUUCAACUUAGGCGAUGGAGUGGUCACUAUGAAAGAUAAAUUGAAGAAUUUUUUGAACGACAACCGCUGGCACACUGUGUCGAUUCGUAGACCCACGCCAAAGGUACACACAUUGCAAGUUGAUGAGGACUUAGAACUGCAUACAACGAGUUCAACGCUGAUGUUGGAGUUGGACAGCGUGUUGUACGUAGGUGGUGUACCCAAGGAGCUGUACAGUGCAUUGCCAGUGGGUGUGCUGUCGCGGCAGGGCUUCGAGGGCUGCAUGGCUAGCCUCGACCUGCCCGGAGAGUCGCCCUCGCUUAUAGAGGACGCGGUCGUGCCGAGUUCUUCGCUUGUCUCUGGAUGUGAGGGCCCAACAAAAUGCACACACAAUGCGUGCGCUAACAAAGGCGUGUGCGUGCAGCAAUGGAACACGUAUGUGUGUGACUGCGAUCUCACUUCCUUCACCGGACCGACGUGUUAUGACGAGUCGAUAGCAUACGAGUUCGGGCCGGGUCGGGGCGCACUAACACACACGCUGCCGCCGCACGCGCGCGCCGACACCGAGGCGGAUCGCGUCGCUCUCGGCUUCCUCACCAGCAAACCUGAUGCAGUGUUACUGCGCAUCGAGUCCUCCAAUACACAGGAUUAUAUGCAGAUGGAGAUUAUUCGCGGUAACCUGUUCAUGGUGUACAAUGUUGGUGGUGGUGACCACCCGCUGGGUGACGAGGCGGCGCGCGUCGACGACGGCGUCUACCACGUGGCCAGCUUCACACGUAAUGGUAGCCGCGCCGCGCUACAGCUUGAUAACUACGCUGUCAACAUACGUCAUCCGCAAAGCGGUCAACAAUCGACAAUAUUUAACAGCAUGUCGACAAUAACUGUCGGCGGGGGCCCGGGGGGUUCCAGAACAUUCAGCGGAGUUGUAGCUGGGCUGGUCGUAAACGGCGUCAGAGUUCUAGACUUGGCAGCCGCGGGUGACCCCUCGGUUACAUUGCGAGGAGACGUGAGGAGGGCUCACACUCCACUGGACAGAGAUAUUAAUAGAAUGCAGCAGACGCCACCGUCAGGAUAUGGCGGGGGCGCGCCGGACGAGCUGGUGUACUCUGGCGCGGGCUCGGGCUGCCGCGACGACGACGAGGACGCGUGCGCGGCUCCCGACCCGGCCGGCGACGACCUCAUUACGCCCGUGUACGUGCCCGCCACACGACGCCCGCCUACUAAACUCCACAAGGGUGACCAAAGCGGGAAGCUGAUGAAGCCAUGUGAUGAUGAAGACUGCAUUGAAGGCUCGGGUUCCAACGGUGAAGAUAUAACAGAGCCUGACCAUCCCACCACAAGUUCUGGAACUAGCAGCACUCACAGCCUCACAUCGCCGGCCACUGCGAUAUCGACGGAACACGUUGACAAGACGCUGCCAGGAUCUACUACGGGGGGCACGCGGGGCACGGAGAGCACGGCCACGCCCACGCCCACUGCACGUGACCACGACAACAUGCACGCACCCACUGUCCACUCCACUACGACUGAUAAGAAGACCACGCCCACUGAGGAACACACGCAUACUGGUCAUUUUACACCUUCAAUGACCGGCCGACACACUCCUGAAACCACGCUAACAACGGAAGAUACCAACCACAUACCAGAGUACGAAGACCGUCGAGAGAACGAAAUAGAAAUACGCACGCCCGUCUACGAAGUGGGAAGCGAAAGGGACAGAGUGCCAGGAAGAAUACAUCCGGAUUACAACGGUUACGAGCACGAGAUCACCACCAAGUGGUACCAUCCAAAGACUACUGACAGUAGGGUUGUCCCUCCGGAGUCAGAGUUCUUUGCUACAAUAGUUGGGAUAGUUGCGUCAGUGCUGAUCGCAAUAAUACUGAUAGUUAUCAUCGUGCUCAAGUAUUAUGUGUUCAAGAUCGAUAACUCAUACAAAGUGACGGAGGACAAAAACUAUCAGCAAGGCGCCAGCGCAGCUUUGCUCGGAAACCAGCAACCACACUCUAGCUAUCAAAGUGCGUCAAAUGGCAAUGGCGGUAGCGGCGCGUCCCGCAACCUGCAGCCGCUGCCGCUCAGCCGCAGCGCCGCGCCCGCCGCCCCGCUGCCCGCACACCCCGUCAAGCGAGACGGCAUCAAGGAGUGGUACGUGUAA
Papilio machaon (common yellow swallowtail) is the source of this 4929-nucleotide messenger RNA. RefSeq names its product neurexin-1-like. Lineage: Eukaryota; Metazoa; Arthropoda; Insecta; Lepidoptera; Papilionidae. Bases 1 to 4929 code for a protein of 1642 amino acids. The record is from RefSeq and is a predicted model, not a curated record. The transcript is spliced from 25 exons.